AUGCCCUCCCCGACCACGACCCCGCCCCCUAAUGUCAUCCAAAACUCGCACGCCCAGACACUGCCCGAGCCCAGUCACCCCAAGUAUGAGCUUCGCGCCUAUGGCCUGAGCCUUGCUGCCAAAGUACUCGGCGUUCUGCUCCAUCCAUCUACCAACGACCGCCUUUGGGCGCAGAUCUGGGUCUCUUCCGAGCUCGACGUCCAGAAAUGCUUGGAGCUCAAAGGCACUCUGGCGCCUAGCGGCAUCACCCUCGUCCAAGCCCAAGCGCCCGAACAAACAUCCUUGAAGGCUCCACACUCUUCUUCGCCGAGCCCCGAGUACACCCCCAACGGCUCGUUCGAACUCAAGACCCCGCCCACCCCCCCUCAACCAGAGCCAGAAUGCUACAGCAGCAUCAUGUCUUCUCUCUUCUCGGCAUUCCCAGCCGUACCAUCCGGCCCACCGGCCUUUGCGCCGCAAGCCAAUCAGCAUCAUCCGCCCGCCUCUGCUCCCUCUACUUCCACCACGAGCUUGGGGUCUUUUGCUGGUAGCCUUACCAGCCAAGUCUCGACCGCCAUGGGGGCUCGCGACCCAAGAGACAAUGUCGGCCUUGGUUUUCGACAUGUUGAUCCUCAAGGGCCUUUGCCGAGAAACCUGUAUGUGAUGGGGUUGCCGCUCGACAUGACUCAAGUCCAAUUCAAGGCGAUGUUUACCCCCUUCGGCAUGGUUGAGCACUCUACUUUGCUUUCGCAGCUGGACGGGAUGGGCAGGCGCCGCGGCUUUGUCCUCAUGUCUACGCACCAAGAGGCGGUUGAGGCCACUCGAGCUAUGAAUGGCAGCUGGCACAGCGGUUUCAAGAUGGACGUUUCUUGGGCUCUUGUCCAGCGAGAGGCCAAGCACUUUGGACCAGGACACAUGAUGCCCAACCGCGUCGUCCACCCCCCGACGGCCCCUGCUCUAUACGAGCCUCCUGAAGAGUGCACUGUCAUGGUGGAAAAUUUGGACCCUGGCUACUUUCCCGACUCUGUCACCAUCCGAGACAUCUUUUCUCAUUUCGGACCAGUCGCUCGCGUCAGCGUCCUCUCCCCUCUCCCGCUUCAAGUUCUUGUCCAAUUCGACCACUCUGUCUCUGCUACCGCCCUCAUUGCCGCCAACGGUUUCAAUCUUGGCGGCCGCUCUCUCAUCGCUCGGCGUUACGCACCUCGUUUGGUUCCAGUCUCCACGUCCAACCCUACUUCACCUACUACAAGGCUGCCAUUCGACCCCUUCGGCCAUGGAUUUGCCCAGCAUGUCUCACGAGUCAACAAUCGCGCCCAGCCGGAAUUCGUCGGUGGUGGUCCCUUCCAUUCUGGUCACGGUAACCCGCCUCUUCCUACUCCUCUUACUACAAGAAGUCAACCUCCUUCCCGACAUGCCUCUGAUGCCCAACUUUUGACCUCAUUUGGUGCCGCCAAUCCCAAGCCUAUCACCCCCAUGCAGAUGCGCAACAUGCUCGAACCCCAGACCGCCUCUGUCAAGUCACGUGCCCAAGCGUCGUCUCCCUGGACUCCGCUUUCGAAUCCUCAGCUCAGUAACGUCAAUCAGAUUUUCCAACCCAGCAAGAUUUCGAUCUCGUCUCAAGUCAAAAAUCAAGAUGUCUCUCCGAUCCCAAGCAAGAAGCCUUCCAAGUCGUCUAUGGGAGAGGUCCAAGAUGAGAACAAGCCUCCUGUGAAUGAGAACAAGAGUGACGUUUGGCGAGAUGAGGAGAACGGUUUGCGAGGCGUGCUCAAGGCGCAGGAUAGGUGGCAGGUGUCUCCCAACUGGUGUAAGUGCUUCUGGAGCUGUCAUUUACUGUUGGCUGACUGA
Molecule: messenger RNA, 1824 nt
Organism: Cryptococcus wingfieldii CBS 7118
Lineage: Eukaryota; Fungi; Basidiomycota; Tremellomycetes; Tremellales; Cryptococcaceae
Exons: 7
Coding region: 1-1824 (607 amino acids)
Cellular component (GO): cytosol
Molecular function (GO): mRNA binding
Source: RefSeq, a predicted model, not a curated record